AUGCAUUCAUUGAAUCGUUCUAAACAAUCUAUUAUAAAUAAUAAUGGUAAUGGAAUAAAUAAAAAUCAAGGACUAUCUAAAUUAAUUCGAAGAAAUAAUACAUCCAGUUCUAAUCAUUCCAAUAGAUGUUUGAUGAAUGAUAAUGUAAAAUUGAAAGCUCUUUUGGAAGAAGCAAAGAAAGAAUUUCUAGAAAAAUGGGAGAAGCCUGCUCAGAACACAGCCACUUUGGAUUCGUUUGACCGAAUCAAAACUUUGGGCACUGGGUCUUUUGGACGUGUUAUGUUAGUCCAGCACAAAGUCAGCAAAGAAUAUUAUGCUAUGAAGAUUUUAGAUAAACAAAAGGUGGUGAAGUUAAAACAAGUUGAACACACGUUAAACGAAAAGCGUAUAUUGCAAGCUAUUUCAUUCCCGUUCCUUGUCCGAUUGGAUUACCAUUUCAAAGACAAUAGCAAUUUGUAUAUGGUAUUGGAAUUCGUUAAUGGAGGAGAAAUGUUUUCCCAUUUAAGACGCAUUGGUCGUUUCAGUGAGAGUCAUUCACGAUUCUAUGCUAGUCAAGUGGUAUUGGCAUUUGAAUAUCUACAUCAUUUAGAAUUAGUCUACAGAGAUUUGAAACCGGAAAAUAUUCUUAUCGAUCAAUAUGGAUAUUUAAAGAUAACAGAUUUUGGUUUUGCUAAACGUGUAAAAGGUAGAACAUGGACUCUAUGCGGUACACCAGAAUAUUUAGCUCCUGAAAUUAUUCUAAGCAAAGGUUAUAAUAAAGCUGUUGAUUGGUGGGCACUUGGUGUAUUAGUUUAUGAAAUGGCAGCUGGUUAUCCACCAUUUUUCGCUGAUCAACCAAUACAAAUUUAUGAACGUAUUGUAUCAGGAAAAGUUCGUUUCCCGUCACAUUUUAGUUCAGAUUUAAAAGAUUUAUUAAGAAAUCUUUUACAAGUUGAUUUAACUAAACGUUUUGGAAAUUUAAAAAAUGGUGUAAAUGAUAUUAAAACACAUAAAUGGUUUGCAACAACCGAUUGGUUCUCUAUUUUUAAACGUGAUAUUGAAGCACCAUUUACACCAAAAUGUUCCGGUGCUGGUGAUGCAAGUAAUUUUGAUGAUUAUGAAGAAGAACCAUUACGUAUUGCUACAACAGAGAAAUGUGCAAAAGAAUUUAGUGAAUUUUAA
Schistosoma rodhaini is the source of this 1161-nucleotide messenger RNA. The record is from the annotation of a GenBank genome assembly. NCBI's taxonomy places the organism in Eukaryota, Metazoa, Platyhelminthes, Trematoda, Strigeidida, Schistosomatidae.